This is a messenger RNA of Purpureocillium takamizusanense, 1035 nucleotides long. RefSeq lists its product as uncharacterized. Gene Ontology annotation, molecular function: dTDP-glucose 4,6-dehydratase activity. The record is from RefSeq and is a predicted model, not a curated record. The transcript has a single exon. NCBI's taxonomy places the organism in Eukaryota, Fungi, Ascomycota, Sordariomycetes, Hypocreales, Ophiocordycipitaceae. The coding region runs from base 1 to 1035 and encodes 344 amino acids.
AUGCCCCCCUACGACGUCCUCGUCACCGGCUCAUCCGGCCACCUCGGCACCGCCCUCAUGCUGAGCCUCCCCUCCCAGGGCUUCCACCCCCUAGGCAUCGACAUCCUCCCCUCGCCCACAACCACCCACGUCGGGUCCAUCUCCGACCGGCCCUUCAUCGCCUCCCUCCUCGCCGCCCACCCGUCCAUCACACGCAUCCUCCACGCCGCCACCCUACACAAGCCCCACGUCGGCAGCCACACCAAGCAGGCCUUCAUCGACACCAACAUCACCGGCACCCUCGUCCUCCUCGAAGAGUCCGCCGCACGGCUCCCCGCCAUCGACGCCUUCGUCUUCUUCAGCACCACCAGCACGUUCGGCCUCGCCCUCAGCCCCCGGCCCGGCUCCCCCGCUGCGUGGAUCGACGAGUCCGUCGUCCCCGUGCCCAAGAACAUCUACGGCGUGACCAAAGUCGCAGCCGAAGACAUGUGCGGCCUCGUGCACCGCCAGACAGGCAUGCCGACGCUCGUGCUGCGCACCUCGCGCUUCUUCCCCGAGGAGGACGACGACGCGGACCGCCGCGCAGACAUGGCCCACGACGACGACAACCUCAAGGUGCUGGAGCUGGCGUACCGGCGGUGCGACAUCGCCGACAUCGUGGCCGCGGCCGUGUGCGCCAUGGGCCGCGCAAGGGAUAUUGGCUGGGGCAAGUACAUCAUCAGCGCGCCGCCGCCGUUUCGCAAUGACGCCGAAACGCUGGCGGCGCUGGACCGCGAUCCGACGGCGGUGUUUCGCUCUGUCUGUGUCGGCGAUGACGAUCAGGGGAGGACGCUGGAUGGCGUGUUCGCGGAGAGGGGGUGGAAGCACCUCGCGCGCGUGGACCGUGUCUACGAUUCGACCAAGGCGGUGCGCGAGCUGGGCUGGCGGCCCGAGUUCACGUUUGAGAGGACGAUUGCCAGACUGAGCAGGGGAGAGCCGUGGAGGAGCGAGCUGACGGGCAAGGUUGGCAAGAAGGGAUAUCACGCGGAGAGCACGGGUGUCUAUACCAAGCGGUGA